AUGGCACCCCGCCGCCCGGGUCGCGCCCUCCUGGUCGUCGCGGCCGCGCUCUUCGCCACGGGUGCGAUCCGCACCGCCUUCGUCCCGGCGCCGCAGGCGGCACCUGUGCCCCCGGGCCAGCUCAACCCCACGCUCGCCGUGUCCGCCGCGCUGCCCACGCUGCUGUUCGCCGCGGACGCCGAGGCCAAGUACGGCGACCAGAGGAAGUGGCACUCCGUCCUGGUGCCGCUGACCACCCUGAUCGUCCCGGGCGUCGCGUUCGCGGCCUUCCUGCUGUACACCUUCUCCGACGACUUCGCCUGGCAGCUGAACCCGAACGCGCCGAAGAACAUUGAGAAGCAGGCGCAGUACGACAUGGUCCCUGCCUGGAAGAACCGCGCGGACCCCUUCAGGGGCCUGUUGAACAAGGACGACUUCGAGAAGGGCCUCGAGGAGGCCUGGGAGAAGGCCAAGCCGGCGGGCAGCACCGUCACGGUGAAGCAGAAGUUGGCCGAAAUGUCCACCCAGAACAACCCGCAUUUCAUGGAGAACAAGCUGGCGAAGCUGAGGAUGAAGGCGAGGGCGCAGCUGUCCGCCUGA
Molecule: messenger RNA, 579 nt
Organism: Prorocentrum cordatum
Lineage: Eukaryota; Dinophyceae; Prorocentrales; Prorocentraceae
Source: the annotation of a GenBank genome assembly